Messenger RNA from Rotaria sp. Silwood2, 711 nucleotides. The record is from the annotation of a GenBank genome assembly. Lineage: Eukaryota; Metazoa; Rotifera; Eurotatoria; Philodinida; Philodinidae.
AUGAAUAAAUUAUUUCUACUACUUCAAUUAAUGUGCCCAGCUGUUCCAUGGGUAACUGUUUAUCAUACAUUGGAAACAUUCGAUCAACAGGCUCAUACUUGUUUUUAUUACACGAAUCUCAAAUCAGGCAUUCAGUCCGUUCCAUAUUGUAUUCAAUCAACCGCAUUUUUACUAAACAAUAGUUCGACAAUUGCGUCUAAUUGUUCUGAUGCUGGCACACAGUACUCAUUUUAUGAAUUGUUUCAGCUCGGUUAUGAUGUUACUCAUCUUCUACAAUGGCAUGCGCCAAUAGAUGACGCCGAGAAAUAUGCUGUAUAUCUGAAUGAUCAUCCAAAUAAUGAAUCCAAUUUAAACGAUAAUUUCAUUUGUAACUGUUCACAUCCAACUGUAUUUGGUCAUUCUUGUGAAUAUCAAUUGUAUGCUGGUGAAACGAUUCCAGAAGCUAUUAAACAGCAAUUUAGUGAGCGUGUAAAGCAUCGCAUGGGCACUCAAAUACACGGAAGACGAUCGUGUUAUACAACGAUUGACCAAUGUGAUUCUGGUUUGCUUUGUUUGGAGUGGCGGCAAGUGUGUGACGGUAUACAAAAUUGUAUGUAUGGUUUGGAUGAAGAGAAUUGCCAUAAACUUGAAUAUAAUGAAUGCGAAGAUGAUGAAUACCGUUGUGGUAACGGAAUGUGUAUACCAGGAGAAUAUUUUGUUGAUGGUAAGUGA